This is a messenger RNA of Naegleria gruberi, 2778 nucleotides long. RefSeq lists its product as uncharacterized. Gene Ontology annotation, cellular component: nucleolus; 90S preribosome. The record is from RefSeq and is a predicted model, not a curated record. Lineage: Eukaryota; Heterolobosea; Eutetramitea; Acrasida; Naegleriidae. Gene Ontology annotation, molecular function: ATP binding; 18S rRNA cytidine N-acetyltransferase activity; tRNA binding. The transcript is spliced from 4 exons. The annotation marks the transcript as partial. Gene Ontology annotation, biological process: rRNA acetylation involved in maturation of SSU-rRNA.
AUGCCACCAAAAGACAACAAGAAGAUACCCAACAAAAGUGCUACAUCGUCGGGAGCAGGAUUGAAUCCAACAUCAACACCUACAGAAAAGAAAAAACUGGAUGCUCGUAUCAAAACUUUAAUAGAAAAUUGUGUAAAGAAGAGACAUAGAUCAUUUUUUGUUGUUGUUGGAAACAGAGCACGUGAACAAUUGGUGCAUUUGCACUACAUGUUAGCAAAGGCUAGAGUUAAGACAGCACCAUCUAUUUUGUGGUGUUAUAAAAAAGAAUUGGGAUUUAUUGCAAAUAGAACCAUAAUUAAAAACUAUGGAAAACAAGGAGAUGAAGAAGUUCAAAAACAUUUAAAUACCCCAUUCAAUUUAUUCCUUUCUGCUAAUGAAAUUCGUUAUUGUUAUUUCAAGGAAACUCAAAAUAUUCUUGGUAAUACAUAUGGAAUGUUGGUUUUACAAGAUUUUGAAGGUGUUACUCCAAAUGUUUUGGCAAGAACUGUGGAAACAGUUGAAGGAGGAGGCAUGGUUGUUUUGUUACUUCCAGAAAUGAAUUCUCUUAAACAACUUUACACAAUGACUAUGGAUGUUCACUCUCGUUUUAGAACAGGCCAUGAGGAUGUGGAAAUUACAGCUAGAUUCAAUGAAAGAUUUCUUUUAUCUUUGGCAUCUUGUAAGAAUUGCCUAGUUGUGGAUGAUCAACUUAAUAUUUUACCUAUUUCUUCUCAUAUUAAGGACAUCAAACCAAUAGUUUUACAAGAAGAAGAAAGAUUGGAAAAUCACAUAUUAUCUCCUAAGGAAAAGGAUCUUGUUGAUCUCAAACACAAAUUAGAAGAGAAUCAACCUCUUGGAACAUUAGUUUCUCAAGCAAGAUCACUUGACCAAGCUAAAGCUAUUCUUAAAUUUGUGGAUGCAAUUUCCGAAAAGUCUCUUCAAACUACUGUUGCCCUUUUGGCUUCAAGAGGUAGAGGUAAAUCUGCAGCUUUAGGUCUUGCUAUUGCAUCUGCAGUUUCAUACGGCUAUUCAAACAUAUUUGUGACAUCACCAAGCCCUGAGAACUUGAAAACACUUUUUGAGUUUAUAAUCAAGGGUUUAGAAGUUCUCAAAUACAGGGAUCAACAAGAUUAUGAAAUUGUUCAAUCAACAAAUCCAGCUUUUAAUAAUGCUGUAGUUAGAUUGAAUAUAUUCAAAAAUCACAGACAAACAAUCCAAUAUAUCCAACCAGAAGAUAGUCAAAAAUUAGGUCAAUGCGAGUUAUUGGUAAUUGACGAAGCUGCUGCUAUUCCAUUACCUCUUGUUAAAAAGCUUUUAGGACCUUAUUUGAUUUACAUUUCUUCAACUAUUAAUGGUUAUGAAGGAACAGGUAGAUCUCUUUCUUUGAAGCUUUUAGAACAAUUGAAGGAAAAAGGUCAAAAACAAACAGGAAAACAGCUCACAUCAGCAAGAAAAUACUUUGAAGUUAAGUUGGAAGAGCCAAUCAGAUAUGGAGAAGGAGAUUCCAUUGAAAGAUGGUUAUAUGACGUUUUGUGUCUUGAUGCUACUUCUGCAGUACCAUUAAGUUCCAAAUGUCCUCAUCCUUCUGAUUGUAACCUUUACUAUGUUAACCGUGACACACUUUUUUCAUAUAAUCAAGCUUCUGAGGCUUUCUUACAUAAUAUGAUGUCUCUCUACGUAUCAUCUCACUACAAAAACACACCAAAUGACCUUCAAUUAAUGUCUGAUCAUCCAUCUCACCAUUUAUUUGUAUUGCUUGGUCCAAUUGAUGAAAAUAGCGCAACAUUGCCAGAUAUUUAUUGUGUUAUCCAAGUUUGUAUGGAAGGUAAAAUUAAUAGACAAACUGUUCUUGCAAAUUUAUCAAAGGGUCUUAACCCUGGAGGAGAUUUGAUUCCUUAUUUGGUAUCAAGACAAUACCAGGAAUCUGAUUUUGCUGCCUUGUCAGGCGUAAGAGUUGUAAGAAUUGCUACUCAUCCAGAGUAUAAGAGAAUGGGCUAUGGUACCAGAGCUCUUGAACUUUUAACUAAAUAUUACCAAAAUGAAAUUCAAAACCUUGAUGAUACACUCGAAGAAGACGAGAAGGAAACUGUUAAUGAAGUCAGAGCUGUAGGAUUGGCUAAUGAAAUUAUAAAACCUCGUGGUAAAAACGAACUUCCUCCAUUACUUCAAUCACUUGAAGAGCGAUCUCCAGAGCAAAUUCACUACAUGGGAGUUUCAUAUGGUAUGACACAACAACUUUAUAAUUACUGGAAGAAGAACGGAUUUGCUCCAGUCUAUAUUCGUUUAACCUCUAAUGAACUUACAGGAGAACAUUCAUGUGUAAUGUUGAAGUCACUUUCUACAACUCCUGAAGAUACAAGAAAUUGGCUGAAUUCCUUUGUUGAAGAUUUCAAACGAAGAUUCCUUGCAUUACUUUCCUACGAUUUCUCUACAUUCAACGCAGCACUUACACUCAGUAUCUUGGAUUACAAGAUGGAAGAUAAUAAUGAGUUAGGAAACAAAUCACUUACUGUUUCUGAAAUGGAUCAAUAUCUCUCCAAGUUUGAUUUGAAGAGACUUGCCUCUUAUUCAAAGAACUUGGUUGAUUAUCAUGUAAUUCUAGAUUUACUUCCAACUUUAACAAGAUUUUUCUUUUUGAAUAAGAUGCCAUUUAACUUGUCAUAUGCCCAGGCAGCAAUCUUGUUAGGUGUAGGUUUGCAACAUAAAAAAAUAGAAGAUGUUGGAAAGGAUAUUGAUUUGCAAAGUAAUCAAAUCUUGGCCCUCUUCAAUAAGAGUAUUAGAAAGUUUGUUAAAUACUUC